AUGGCGCGCGAUCGCGGCGACCGCGCGCGCGCGAGCUCGGACGACGACGACGACGACGACGACGAUCGCGCGACGGCGGCGAUCGCGCGCGUCGUCGCGCGCGACGCGCGGGCGGGGGACGCGGACGCGAUGGAUGGGACGUUGGCGCUGCACGAGUGCGCGUUCGCCGCGGCGCGAUCGACGCGGGGGGCGGCGCCGGCGCGCGCGCGACGGCUCGGCCGCUCGCUCGUCGGCGCCGCGCUCGUGGGCGCGGCGACUGGGACGGAUGAUGCGGUCGGCGCGCGCGUGAACGAUGUCGCGACGCUGUGUGGAUGGGACGCGACGGCGACGCGCGGGGCGUUUCGUAAAGCGCACGCGGGCGGGUGGUGCGCGACGCGAGAGAUGGUGUUGCGCGAGGAAGCGUUUGAGUUUUGUGCGAACGCGGGGUUCAUCGGGGAGUCGUGGAUGCGGGAGGUGGAGACGCGACACGCGCGGGGGUGCAGACGAGCGAGACGCGCGUUGGGGUUGGCGACGCGCGGGCGGCGGAGCGAAGACGACGGGGGCGGCGGGGGCGGGCGGGCGAGCGCGGAUGGGAGCGAUGACUCGGAAGCGCGGGCGAAGAAGGAGGCGAUCGAUGGGUGGUUGUUCCAUGGGAGCGAGUUCGCGAACGAGGAUGACGAUGCGAACGAUGACGACGAUGACGAGAGCGCGUCGGACGCGAACGACGCGAACGACGACGUCGGCGCGAGCGAAGAUUGGGACGACGAUUCGGAAGAUGAUGACGAUGUCGCCGAACCGUCGUUCGUCCAGGUGGAUGGUGCCGAGGUGCGAGACAUCGAGAGGGACGACGAAUUCGUCAUGCGAGAGAUUCUAUCCAUGCGAGGCGAGACGGACGCCGCCAUCGCGGGAAGAAUUCGCGCAAACGUCGAGCGCACGCAGGGUGCGCUCGAUAGCGCGGAGUCACGACGCGCGCGCAUGCUCCAGGACUUGUUGGAAAAGUUCACGCGAAUGGACACGUCGAGGAGUUCGCACACGGGUGCGAUGGUGCGCGAGAGCAGCUCGACGAACUCGCGACACAAAUUUUUCGCGCAGCGCGAGCCAAAGACUCGAAUCGAGUCGAAAAACAAGUCUCUGAAAUUCAUAUCAGUCUCCAAGCACGUCCGAAAGGCGCUGGAGACGGAGAAGGAGCGAAAGCGAGCGGUAUCGCAAUUUUGA
Molecule: messenger RNA, 1194 nt
Organism: Ostreococcus tauri
Lineage: Eukaryota; Viridiplantae; Chlorophyta; Mamiellophyceae; Mamiellales; Bathycoccaceae
Product: unnamed product
Exons: 1
Coding region: 1-1194 (397 amino acids)
Source: RefSeq, a predicted model, not a curated record